AAAUUUGAGGCCAGUGAGAACAACGUAGUGAGACUCUGUCUCAAAACAAAAUUUGACAAGGGCCAAGAGCAUGGGGCUUAGUGGUGGAGUGCUUGCCUAGCCUCCAGAAGGUUCUGGGUCCAUUUCGAAGUAUGGACCUAAAAACACAGGGUCUGGGUAGGAAGUCCCCUACAUCAUGGCACCUCAAUACAUACCCUGAAAUGUUCCCCAUGGAAGGGCAUUGUUGGGCCUGCUGAUCUUCCCAUUUCCCAGAGAAGGAAGCUGAGGCCCAGAAAGGGGUGGGGAGGGAUAGUUGCCCCAGUGUCCUCAGCGCCCCCACUACCCAGGUGGCUGGGCUCGGGGAGUCCCAGCUGGCUUACAAUGCCCUCUGUGAACUCUGUUCCUAGAACUGUUGGCAUGCAGUGGCUUUUGGUGGACAGUCACAGCCUGACCCCUCUGUCCUGUCUGGAUGCCACACGGAGGUGCCCUUCCCUAAUGGCCAUGCGCCAGUGCCUCACCACCCUCCCCAGCUGCCUGACCCCACUGGCCAGAGUGUGUUUGCCUGGAUGCAGUGGUGCAGCCAGCAGGCCCGGGCUGGUAAAUAAUUCAUCUGACAGCUGAUAGUGCCUUCUAGAGCCAGCCCCAGCCCCCUCGCCACGGAGCAGAGCGGCUGCCUCCGCCUCCCUCCAGGCCCAAACCAGCUGGACCAGCUUUCCUGGUGCCACCCUGGGCCCCCUCCCACCAGCCAGGUCCCAGCGUCCCAUCUGGGACACCUUCAGGCUUCGAGCGGUCCGCACUCAGAGUGCGCUUCUGGGCAACAUGGCUUUGCAGAGCCAGGCAUGGGCUCCGGCCACACCCAUCAGGCCGGUGGCCGAGAGCUCCCUCUACCGGCAGCGGCUGGAGGUCAUCGCUGAGAAGCGGCGGCUGCAGGAGCAGAUCCGCACGGCGCGCCGCGAGCUGGAGGAGGAGAAGCUCCGCGUGCAGCGGCUCAAGAGGAAAUCCCUGCGAGAGCGCUGGCUGAUGGACGGCGCCACGGAAGGACCUGAGCAGCCCGGGGACCCUGCCGCCCAGGACCCCCAAUCGCCAGAGGGCCAGGCCCAGGCUCGCAUCCGAAACCUGGAGGACAGCCUGUUCACACUCCAGUCCCAGCUCCAGCUGCUGCAGAGCGCUUCCACAGGUGCCCAGCACCGGCCCCCAGGCAGGCCCUCCUGGCGAAGACAGGGUUACCGUCCUCUCUCCCAGCCCAUCAUGGAAGCAGGUCCUGCAGGCCAGGCGGAUGUGGACAAGAGAGCUUCCCUGCCAGUGGGGCCCAUGGGUUUGUCCCCAGAGUCCCCCUCUGAGCCCAGGGAGGGGGCCCCAAGGCCAGUCUCUGGAGCAGGGGAGUCCCCCCAAGAAGCCAAUGGCCCCUGCUCGGGGCCCAGCAUGCCUCCAGAGCAGCGGCAGAGCCUGGGGACAGGGACUGUGGCAGAGGGGAGUGUGGUGGAGGCCAAAGGGGGGGACAUGGUAGAAGUAGUGUGGGGGGGGCUCCAGGGCCCCCAGGACUGUGCCAUGGGUGCCACUGGCCCAGAGCUGGAGGCCAGGGUGGAGCAGGUGGUACUGGAGGCCAUAGGGGACAGACAGAGGCCUGGCAGCCCCAAGCUCCCGGCCUGGGUGAGGGAGGACAGGGGCAUUGUGGAGGUGGUCUGGGAGGGGCUGGGGGGCAGUGACCAUGAGACCCUGGAAGAGGUGGGUGGUGGUGACCUGGAGCUCCAGGAGCGCCUUGGGGGCCCAGGGUCCAGAGACAGGGGGCCUGACAAGCAGGGGGAACCCAGGAGGGACGAGGGCUCCUUCAUCUGGGUGGAGAGGGUGACGCUCAGUGAGGACUGGGAGGAGCUGCUGAUGGAGGGCUUGGAGGGGCCCCCGGAGACUGGCAGGGAAGCUGGUGUCGAGGGACUGCCAGGGACAGACAGGGGAGGAGGUGGGGAGGGGAAGGUGGAGGGGCCUGCGGGGGCAGGGGAGAAGGGGGCCGAGGAGAGGCCGGGGACAGAGAAGGAUGGGGGGCACAGGCCGCUGGAGGGGAUGCAGAAAGAAAGCUGGGCAUCCUCAGAGCCAGAGGGGACAGCAGGCGAGCAGAGAGAGAGCGCCGAACAGGAUUUGGGCGUCGAGAGGAACGAGAUGGAGGGGCCUCUGAGGGCAGAGAGGGGACACAGGGAGGAGAGGCCAGGAGCAGAGACGGAGGCGCCGCUGGGAGUGGACAAGGAAGGAGGUGAGGAGAGGGCAAAGGAGAAAGCUGAGCAGCCACUGGGAUCCGAGACAGUGGGCGAAGAGGGGUCUCUGGGGGCAGGGAGAGGAGGUGGGGAAGAGGGGGGGGCAGCGGGGAGAGACGAUGAGGAGCCAGUGGACGUGAAGGAGAAAGGAGGUAAGGAAGAGCCAGGCGUGACUGAAGAGCCCUUGGUGACAGAGAGGGAAGGAAGUAAGGAGCCCCUGGUGACAGAAAGAAAAGAAGGCGAGGAGCCCUUGGGAGAAGAGGAGACUCCUGGGGCCCAGGACUUGCAGAAUGGGACAGAGCAGAGGGAAGCAGGGGAGGGAAGGGAAUCCCAGACUAAGGCAGGGAGUGAGGCGGGUUUGCCCCUUGAGGUCAUGCAGGAGAUGGCCCCAGAGUUGCAGCCCCCAGAGAAGCAAGAAGGCUAUCUGGAAGAAGAGGCAGGGGUGCCCCAACCUCCUGCUGAGGCCCAGGGCCCCGCUGGGGACGCCACCCCACUCCUGGCUGAGACCCCCGCCCCAGACCAGCCCACCGAGAGCCAGCCGCUGCUUCCAUGGGAGGGACCCAGCACCAACCCCAGCGCCCACCCCGCACCCACCUAUGCCCCCGCCCGGCAGCCUGAGCCCACCUCCCGUGCUGAGGGUGAGGAGGCAAGCGGCCCCAAGCAGAAGACGUGCCAGUGCUGUGCAGUGAUGUGAGCCUGCGCCCGGGCCCCGACCAGUGCCUCUCAUAGCUACCUCGCCUCCUGGCAUCCAGAAGAGGGUCCCGGGUGCAGGCAGGGCACACAGGACUGGCCAUGGCAUGCGGCAGCCAGCCGGCCCUCACAUCCACCUAUGCCUGGGUUUCCAGACUCCUUGCCCACUGCCUGUGACCCCGGCUCCCUUCUGUGACAAAGCCUUUAUACUUGAAAAUAAAAUGUUUAAGCACUAAGA
Heterocephalus glaber (naked mole-rat) is the source of this 3153-nucleotide messenger RNA. It is a transcript of the gene Palm3, whose product is annotated as paralemmin 3. Gene Ontology annotation, biological process: Toll signaling pathway; response to lipopolysaccharide; regulation of cell shape. Gene Ontology annotation, cellular component: membrane. The record is from RefSeq and is a predicted model, not a curated record. NCBI's taxonomy places the organism in Eukaryota, Metazoa, Chordata, Mammalia, Rodentia, Bathyergidae.